AUGUGCGACCGAAAGGCAGUGAUCAAAAAUGUGGACAUGUCGGAGGAGUGCGCGACCCAGGCGCUGGAGAAAUACAACAUCGAGAAGGACAUCACGGCCCACAUCAAGAAGGAGUUUGACAAGAAGUACAACCCCACCUGGCACUGCAUCGUAUGGAGAAACUUCUGUAGUUAUGUGACACAUGAAACUAAGCACUUCAUCUACUUCUACCUGGGCCAAGUUGCCAUUCUUCUGUUCAAAUCUGAUUAA
Molecule: messenger RNA, 249 nt
Organism: Elephantulus edwardii (Cape elephant shrew)
Lineage: Eukaryota; Metazoa; Chordata; Mammalia; Macroscelidea; Macroscelididae
Product: dynein light chain 1, cytoplasmic-like
Exons: 1
Coding region: 1-249 (82 amino acids)
Biological process (GO): cilium assembly; microtubule-based process
Cellular component (GO): cytoplasmic dynein complex
Molecular function (GO): dynein intermediate chain binding; dynein light intermediate chain binding
Source: RefSeq, a predicted model, not a curated record